This is a messenger RNA of Hyaloscypha bicolor E, 861 nucleotides long. RefSeq lists its product as uncharacterized. Bases 1 to 861 code for a protein of 286 amino acids. The transcript is spliced from 3 exons. The record is from RefSeq and is a predicted model, not a curated record. Lineage: Eukaryota; Fungi; Ascomycota; Leotiomycetes; Helotiales; Hyaloscyphaceae.
AUGGAGGCAGCGGAAGAAGAGAUAAAGGAGGAGGAGGUCGAUGAAGAAGCUGCUGCGGAGGCUAAGGUCCAGGAAUAUCUUGCACGACAGGCCGAGUUAGCUUUGAUUCGGGAAGAAGUUGAGAAGGUCAAGGCAGCCGGAGAUUGGCAUGCAGAUGAGGUUUACCUCUUCGAAAGACUCUCUAUGCGCAGCUACGAGGAGGUUAUAUCUUCGGAAUGGCGGAUUGAUCUCCCGACGCUCCCUGAAGGUCUAUUCACCACUGAUCCCGAGAAGAUUUUUAUCAAGAAUAAUUGCAAUUCUAGCUACAGUGGUGUUAAGGCUCUCCAGCGCCUCCUUGUACUCGGAUAUCGCGUUCGAGACCUGUUGUGCAAUCCUGGACGACGACCUGAGAUUUUGAUUACGAGGGAGGUGAAGAGUUACAUCAAAUGGGCGGAGCGUGAUGGCGACUAUGUAAAAAGACGCUUCAUCCCAGUUCUCACUUUUGUUUCGGCUAAGCCAGGACAAACUACAGACUCUCUCAGCAACUCGAUUACCAACGAGAUGAUGUUUCUGGCUCAGAAGCACCGAGAAAAUUUGGCCAAUUCCCAAGGACAGACCGGCGCCGUAAAGUACAGGAGACGACCACCACUCCUUUAUGGAAUCAUCGUCGCUCAGUCAAUUGUCAUCUUCGUUACCCUCGACUCUGCCAAUCCCGAAGCAAAAGUCAGACAUUUGACACACUUUGACUUUACGGAUAAACGCAUGGUUGUAUGGAAUGGCUUCGCUAUUGCAUACAUAAUAACUAUGGCCAAGGACUACAUCAUUUCCAUCAGAGAUGAUCUGGAAAUUGACGAUACGCCUGACUCAGACCCGGAUGCUUGA